This is a messenger RNA of Lactuca virosa, 1725 nucleotides long. NCBI's taxonomy places the organism in Eukaryota, Viridiplantae, Streptophyta, Magnoliopsida, Asterales, Asteraceae. The record is from the annotation of a GenBank genome assembly.
AUGGCCCAAUCAGGAUGUUUUGGGCCUUUGCCCUCCGUUGUCUCAUCUCCCUUAGCAAGUAACUCCAUUCCCAUUGCCGCCGACAAGCCCAUAAAGUGUCGGACAUCUGUCAAACGUAAAAGGUGCCAUCGCUCCCCGUCUGGUGACAAUUUUUCCCAAAUUAAACUUUUCCCUGACCUCGUUCCGGAUCCGGAAUUUCUGCCGCAUAACCUUCAAUCAUCCUUCAAUAUCGCCGUGGGUAUGAACCACGAUAAUCCUAUCGUCCAUCAGACCACUCUUACAUGCCCUGUCUCAGAUAGGAGCUUACCUAUUUCUGGAAGAAAAUUCGAAUGGAUUCGUGAAGUUCCAAUAAAGGUGGUUUGCUUUAUAUGGCGGGCGUGGCUGGGGAAAAUUCCCACUAAGUUAGCACUAGUAAAACGUGGGGUUUCCGUGGGAGAUAUAAAAUGUAGUCUUUGUGAUGACUGGGAGGAAGAUUCGGAUCAUGUUUUGGUUGGGUGUGAAUAUGCGAAAGAAGUACUGAGCUGGAUCUUUAAAUGGUGUGGUGUGACGAUGCCCCCAAUGAGAACUGUGGUUGAGUUACUGGAUUUUGCCAACAAUUGGUCGAAUAAUCCAAGUAAAAGGAGGUUGUUCUUGGGGAUUUGUUAUGGUGCUCUUUGGGGCAUUUGGAAACAAAGGAAUGACAGAGGGUUUAAUGAUUCCAAGAUGCCCCCAGCCAAAUGUGCUGAUCUCAUUCAGUCCACAUUGUUUCUCUGGAUGAAAAAUAGGAAGGAAAACUCUAAUAUGAUUGUGUCAUUUAGGCCUCUUGAAACUUCAAAUCCUUUAGCAUCCAAGCAUUAUAUAAAACUCACUCUUAGCAACCUAGAUUCUGUACAUCUGAAGGUUACUAUUUUUGGAGCUCAAGCAUAUCAGAUUUCAGAAUACCUAAAAAAUAACCCCACGGUUAAUUGUGUUGUUAUAGUGAUGCAGUUUUUGAAGCUUAACAUUUGGAAUGGAAUUGGUGAAGCUAAAAGUCAUUUUGAAGUAACGAAAUUGUUCAUAAAUUCUGACAUUUUCGACAUUAAUGAAUUUAAUAAAAAAUUGAAAGAUGACAAUGUCGGUAUUUCUGAAAAAAGCAUAACUACACUUCAAAGCUAUUUUUCUUCAUAUACAGAUGACUUUAAAGGCAAUUUUCCAUUAAAACCAGUUUGUGAGAUCACCGAACCACUUAAGGAAAUGAAGUUUUUAUUAGUUGCUUCCAUUGUUAAUAUAAGGCAGAAUCUACCAUGGUAUAUAAUUCCAAUCAACGUACAAGAUUGUACUGGCACCAUUGGAUUGACUCUUUUUGAUAGGGAAGCAAAGAGGCUGUUAAAUACAAGUGCAUACGAGUUGAAAAAGAUACAUGAAGCGGCCGGAGACAGUGAUAUGCUAUUUCCAAUGCAACUUAACGUGUUGAAAAACCGCAAGUUUUGUUUUCUUGUAGAUAUUACAGAAUACAAUGUCAACAACUAUAAUAAUAUCUACACCGUUCUCAAAGUUACAGAAGAUAUGUCCAUUGUUUCUGAAUUGGAAAGUAAAAUAGAACUUAUGAGUGUUCAAUCUGUCUCCUUAAAUCAAGUGCCUUUGGAAUCAGAUGAUGUUGUACAGACUGUUCAAAAGGAUGUGAUCUCACAAACAGAUGAAAGUUUUACACCCUCAACAGUUGAUAAAUCAACUACAACAAGUCCUAGCAAAAUAUCAACGAUUUGA